This is a messenger RNA of Sorex araneus (European shrew), 4696 nucleotides long. RefSeq names its product zinc finger protein 783 (gene ZNF783). The transcript has 6 exons. Bases 1698 to 3407 code for a protein of 569 amino acids. The record is from RefSeq and is a predicted model, not a curated record. Gene Ontology annotation, biological process: regulation of DNA-templated transcription. Lineage: Eukaryota; Metazoa; Chordata; Mammalia; Eulipotyphla; Soricidae.
GCGGCGCUGUGGGGGCGCGGAGGGGCCCCGGGGGCCCCGCGUGUCCGUCGGGGCCCGUGUCUGCCCGCGGGGGGCCGGGGUCACGCGAGGCAGACCCCUGAGGUGGGGUCCCGGGGGCGCCGCGAGGGGGUGCGGCGUGCGCCCCGCCCCGCGCCCCCGACACCCCGCUCGCCCGGGGCCGGUGUCAGUCCCACUUCCUCCCGCAGAGACCCCCGGGCGCCCGCCCUGCCCGCCGACGCCCCCAGGUCAGGUCCUGGCACCCCCGAUGGUCGCCCGAGCCCCUCCGGGAGUGAGUCCUGGGCACCGCCGGGUGUGGCCCAAGGCCCCCCACCACCGGGGAAGAAAGUUAAGCAUCUUUCUCCUGGAAGGGAGAAAUAAAUAAUUUGGGACCCGAGCGACAGCACGGCGGGGAGGGCGUUUGCCUCGCAUGCCGGCGACCCGGGCUCGAUCCCCAGCGCCCCAUAGGGUCCCCCGAGCACCGCCAGGAGUGAUUCCUGAGUGCCGAGCCAGGAGUGACCCCUGAGCACCGCCGGGUGUGGCCCAAGAAACAACAAAAAAGAAGAAAUAAUUUAAUUUUUUUCCUCUCCUUAAAAACAUUUAUGCCCUGUGCGGUCCCUCGUGGUGAGGUUUCUAGAAUCCCCUUUGCACACCUGUGACACGUCAGCAUCCCCGUCCCGGACCCCCUGCACACCCCUCUCCCGGCUGACCCGGCUUAUUCCUUAUAAGGUGUGUGCGCCUCACCUGCGCGCCUCCUUCGGCCUUAGUCCUUCUGACUGUCCGCCCCGCCCCGCGCUUCAGCCCCGUCCCCCCCACCCCAGGGCGUCCACCUUUCCUGAGGCCCCGCAGGAUUCCCCGGUGCACCUCGUACCUCCAUUUCUUUCUCUGCGCACCUGUUGGUAUGCACUUGGGUUAGAAUGACCGAUUCUUUUUACGGGGAGAGGUUCACACCUGGUGAUGCUCAGGGUUCCCUCCUAGCAGUGCUCAGGGGACGUACAAAGCAGCUGUCCUGCCCGCUGUACUGUCGCUCCGGCCCAGGAAUAUCUAACUCCUCCGUGACCCGUUGCACCUUUACUGCAUGGGGCCCAGGAGCAGUUGAUAAGUGAAUAUUUGUUUUUCUUUUCCCCCAAUUUGGGGGCCAUACCUGCCGAUGCUCAGGAGUUGCUCCCGGCUCUGAGUUCAGGAAUUACUCCUGGCGGCGCUCAGGGGACGAUACGGGGUGCUGGAGAGUGAACCCGGGUUGGCUGAGUGCAGAGCACGUGCCCUCCCCGCUGUGCUUCUGCUCUGGCCCUCAUGAGCGAGGGUGUCCGGUCAUCGUUAUCCCUUCAGUGUUUCGGAGCCCCUGGCCCGAGUGAGUCAGCACCGUGGGCCCCCACGGACUCCCUUUGGGGUGCUUCCUGCCGGCAGUGGUCUGGGGGCAAUCCUGGCGGGCCUGGCAGGAGGGGCCCCACCACCCCGGGCCUCUGUCCUCGGCCUUUCAGCUGGAGACCAGGCUGGCAGAGGUGAGGGGAGGGGAGGUGAGCCGGGGAGAUGCCCCCCGAGACGGGUUCCAGCCCAGACCCCCGGCAGUAAGCGAGCAAGGGGAGUGGAGACACAGCAGACACCGUGGGGGCCUGGGGACACAGGCGACAGGCUUCUGCCAUUCUCCCCGGGCCCUUGGCUCUCAGAGGGACAGAGGGGCCCUCGGGCAGCCACCGGCUAUGAGACUGGGGACGUGCUUUGUGGCCCCUUGUCCAUCCUGCUUCCCGCUGCGGCUUGUGGGUCCGGCCUGGGGCUCCUGCCUUGGCUCCCGGACUCCUCCCUUUGGCUGUUGUUGGGGGGAUAUAGUGGGACCCCCCCGCCCCUGCCUGUGGCUGCAGGGACCACUUGGGUGCAGCUUCGGAGGUGGUGGCACGCUGAGAGCCUCCCCUCCUGUCCCCGUGCAGCCUUCGGGGCCUGGGGAGCCUUGGGCCCCGGCCCCCCCGGCCGCUGAGAAGAGCCCGUAUCUCUGCUCCACCGAGAUCACCCUCUGGACCGUGGUGGCCGCCGUGCAGGCCGUGGAGAGGAAGGUGGACAGCUGCCUGGCCCGGCUGCAGAGGCUGGAGGGCCGCGUGGGCAGCGCCGAGAAGAAGCUGGUGGACUGCGAGAAGACGGCGGCCGAGUUCGGCCACCAGCUGGAGGGCAAGUGGGCGGUGCUGGGCACCCUGCUGCAGGAGUACGGGCUGCUGCAGCGGCGCCUGGAGAACAUGGAGAACCUGCUGCGGAACCGCAACUUCUGGAUCCUGCGCCUGCCGCCCGGCAGCAAGGGCGAGACCCCCAAGGUGCCCGUGACCUUUGAUGACGUGGCCGUGUAUUUCUCCGAGCGGGAGUGGGGCGGGCUGGACGCCUGGCAGAAGGAGCUGUACAAGCACGUGAUGCGCGGCAACUACGAGACGCUCGUGUCGCUGGAUUAUGCCAUCUCGAAGCCCGACCUCCUCGCGCGCCUGGAGAGGGGAGAGGACCCUUGUCCCCAAGGCCCGUGGGGCCCCAAGGAAGGGAGUGGGGGAGAGGCCGCGGGCCCCAGGCGUGAAGCCGCAGGUGGCCUCCCCCCACCUCCGGAACACGCCCCGGGGGACCCGGCCGGAGUUCCCACCCGCGAGCACCCAGAGGCCAGCACCCCGCCCCCCGGGCCGAGCACGGACCUGCCACCGUGCUCCGUGACGCCAAAACCCUGUCCCCCGAGCCUCAUCAGCGUGGCCGGGCCUGAGUUCUCGGCCUCCACCCUGCCCGUAGUCCCUGCUGCCCACGCCAGUGUCCGGCGCCCCAUGAAUUCAGAGGGCGAUGCUUCCGAGCGGGGGGCGCCGGCCUCUCCCACGGGGGACGCGGGUCCAGGUGGCCGCGCCGUGGUCAUCAAGACGGAAGCCCUGUCGGAGGAGGAGGACGAGACGCUGCCCGAGCUGCUCCUCCAGGGUGACGCCCCCCGCCAGCCCGUGCAGAGACUGCCCCAAGGGGGCCCUGAGCCGCGGACCGCCCCGGGGCUGGCCAGGGGACCGCGGCGUCCGCGGUCCCGCGAGGAGGCCCCCCGGGCCCUGCCGCGCCGGCGCCGCGCGCAGACCUUCCCGUGCCCCGAGUGCGGCCAGAGCUUCCGCCUGAAGAUUAACCUGGUCAUCCACCGGCGCGCACACGUCGAGGAGGCGGGCGCGCCGGCCGCGCUGGAGCCGGGGGAGGUGGCGGUGCCCGGCCCCAUCCUCCGCUGGCUCCCGCGCCGGGCCUUACGCUGCGGCCAGGCAGGCCAGUGCCUGCCGGGCUUCCCGCAGCGCCGCGGGCUGCUGCUGCACCAGCGCGCGCACGCGGGCCCCGGCCUUCCCGCCCGCGCCCGCCGCCGUGCCUUGGAGUGCACCCGCCGCCCUGCCGCGCCCCUGCAGCGGCGCGGCCACCUGGAGGAGGGCUGACCGCGGCCCCGCGCGACCCCUCCGCCCGCGGCCCGGCCUGCCGCGCGCGGGAAGAAGGGCGGCCGAGAGGGUGCCCAGCGCUCGCCUGCCGUGUCCACGUUCCCCGUCGUGGGGACCCGGGCUGUGGAGGGGCCUCUGGCCGGGCCCUUCCCACUGUCCCCCGGGGCGCCCUGGUCAGAGGAAGGGAUUCCUGGGGACUGACCUUCCCACGUGCUGCCUGGAAGGCCUGCUCCUGGGUGCUGAGUUUGCAGAGGGCACUGGCAGCUCCUGGGGGGGGUGUUGGGGGGCGCUGUUACUUCGCCUCCUUUGUGGGGAGACAGGGUUGUCCAGACCCCCUCGGGUGUUGAUGGGGCGCCUUGACCCCUGCCUUGGGAGUCAGUGGCCACCCAGGUGUGUGUGACCUCAAGCGCCCAGCCCUCCCCGCAGUCAGUGUUCACCCUCCAGCACAGGCGGGCGGGGUUGGGUGCAUGGGCACCCCGAGAUUAGCAGCCCUGGAGGAGCUGGUCCCCCAGCCCGUCCUCCGGGGCCCCAGGUCUGAGUUGUGUCUCGCUGCAGAGAGUCUGAGGUCGUGGGGUUCUGGCAGGAUUGGGGAGUUCCCCGUACCUCAUGCUCAGCACUCCCCGGGGGACACUCCAGUGCUUCUACCUCACCUCCAGCAUGCCUGAGCCAGGCGGCCCUCCAGGAUGACCCUCCCUCCCAUCAGCCUCCGGCCCCCUUUCUGGGCCCUGGAACUAAUGUCCUUACGCGUCAUCCCUCAGGAGGGGCCUUCGCUCCGUGGGGUGCGGGUGGGGGCCCGCGGGGAGCGGUGAACCCACGUCCCUGUCUUCACGUUACUGGCACCACUCCUACUGAAGCUGGGGCGAUGGCCUCAGCCAUACCGAUGGAUGCCUUACUUGGCACUGGGUGGCAGGCGCGUGGCCCCGGCCGUGCCGUUUCUUGUCGCCUCCUUUUGGCCCUCACACGUCCUCUGAGUCAGGGAUCUGACCGAGGCCAGGGGGACACUGGAGAGUCUCAGCUCAGCUGCCCAGAAGAGGGUCCUGCUUGUCUGCAGACACCCCCUCCCCGGGGGCGCCACAACUCAGGGUGGGGCCCGCAGCAGGUGCUCAGGCCGCACAUGGUGCAGAUGGAGCUGCUGAGCGUAACCCCCGGCUGUUUCCUGGGGUCGCCACGGGCAGGGCUGAGCUCCCGAGCGCGCCUCUCCCCAACGCCGGGGGUCCCGCUCCCCGCUCCGGGAACGACGGGAGGGCGGGGACAGAACCCCAGUGCUCAAUAAACACGUCGCAGUCGGA